AUGACCGGGAUGAUGGAAGCAUCAAUGACACUCAGUCCAUUCACGCCAUAUACCUGCAAGUUGGAUCCGACGACACCUCCAAGGUUCUUUGGCAUCAUGGCAGCCGUACCACAGGGGUGCGAGAUAGUGGGUAACGCGUUCGACCUGAUGAACGAGAUGAGGUCGCUAUCCGAGGUGACAUUGGUACCCGGGACGAACUCGACGGGCGAGAGUGCCGCCCAGGAUGGCAUG
Molecule: messenger RNA, 231 nt
Organism: Acaulospora colombiana
Lineage: Eukaryota; Fungi; Glomeromycota; Glomeromycetes; Diversisporales; Acaulosporaceae
Source: the annotation of a GenBank genome assembly